CUCAGUAGUGCAAAUGGAGUGAGGAUGAUCGUGUGUCGGGGGACGGCCGCUCUUGGAAUUGACGCAGCAAAAUGGGCGACCGAGCCAGGAGCCUCACCAUCGACGGCGUGCGGCUCAUCAAGGACCUCAAGGUGGUCGAGCUCAAGGCCGAGCUAGAGCGCCGAGGCCUAUCCAAGUCGGGCAGCAAGAAGGAACUGGUGGAACGUUUACGGAGUAGUGUACAAUUUGAAAACACAAAGUCCAAGGCAACAGCUGCUAUAAGCGAGGAGGAAGUUCCCAAUAGAUGGUUGCAAAAUGAAGCCAACUUAGACAACGACUUUAUCCGCGAAUAUUUUCAGUCCCAGCAGGCCCUCUACAGGCAGCAAAUUGAAGCUAGAAGACAGUACAGAGAAACCAGUGGAGAAGGGGCAGCCCCGUCAACUCCGUCAGCGGCUCUGCCCUCAGUCCAACAGGCGGCUCUUGGGGGCCCUCAGCAACCAGGCAAAGCCACUCCCUCAUCCCACAGUACCCCUCCAGCGACUUCAUCAACAGCAGCAGCUGGAGGAGGAGGCACAGCCAGUGUUGGCCGAGUGCACACACAUCCUGUGAGCAAAACUACUCCAGAUUUAACUGCGAAAGCAAGCUCAGGUCCUGCUCACAAGCCAUCCCCAAGCCCCUCUGUCAGAACCUCCUUAGCUGCUGGCGUAACCUCACUGUCAUCUGGCGGACAAGCACCAGCGGCUAAAGAGGGUGCUGCAAAGGUUUAUGCAAACACAUUGGUUAGUACUGCACCUCGUAUAACUAGUGGUGAAACCUCGGCACCUUCGGCCACUCCAACACCACCUAGAGAAAAGCCACCGACACAACUCACCCUCAAGGUAAAAUUAAAGAAUGAUGCAACAGCAGUAACCACCCCACAAACACCCUCAACAUCAUCAAGUUCCAGUAGACCUAGUAGAAGUUCAGCACGUGCUGCUCGAGAGCUCAGUAGAGUCUCGCUUGAAGACUCAGAGGAGGAGGAUGACUCUGAGGGAAGGGAGGAGCGUCACCCACCUGUGAGGCGUUCCAGGAAGCGCUCAGCGCGGCAUUCACAGACCCCAGAGGAUCCUGACUUUGUUGCAGCUGGCACUAGCCACUUGAGCAGUCCCCCGAGCAGUGAUCUCAAAGACAGAGUGCCGUCUCUUAGGAUUAAGUUACCUGAACCUGUGCCUAAUGUGAAUUUAAGUGUUUCAACAACAGUUGAUGAAAAACCAAAGAAAAGAAUAGAGAGUGUAUCUAUUAAUAGGAAAGAACCUAAUAGUUUAUUGGAUGCAAAGUGCAGACGCCCUGUUCAUAGCAUUAGGAAGCACGUGAAUGACCCUCCACAAGACAUUGAAGGCUCGCUCAACAGAGAGACCUUAGUACCUGAUGUAAGUGUUAGAUCCGCCGGUGAUAAUCUGAAAAAUCCAUGUCUUCAGGAAGGACCGAAACCCCCAGGGAAAAGCGGAGGCAGUGUUUGUGAUUCCAAGAACUUGAAAGAUACAUUGGUCAAACCUGAUUCUCCUGUGCCAUUAGACUGGUUGAAAAGAUCGCUAAGGACUAACCCUAAAAAACACGAACCCAGUGAGGCCGGUUCAAAUUCACAGGGACCAGACUAUGCAAGUUUACAACCAACGGUUUCGCUGAGACGUAUAGAGGCUGUACCCAGCACAGAGAGACAAAUUGCCAAAGAUGAACCAGUAGUGAGUCCUGUUAGCUUGAGUUGGAAAAGCCCAAGUGCUAGUGAGAGUCAAGAACCAGAAAGGAAAGCAGAAAGAGAAAGUUCUACAAGGAGAGAGAAUGCAAAAAAUCAGUUGGAAAGCAAAACUGGAAAUAAACUAAGUGCUGAGGAAAGAUUAGAGGCUUACAGUUCCAUUACUGUAUCAAAAGUUGAUACUCUAAAAAGAAAAGAACCAAGUGAUUUGAAUACCAGUAAAGAAGUUGAGCCGUCAACAUUAAGAACACUCCUUACAGGUGAAAAUAAAGAUAUUGUUUUAGUAGCAAACAAAAAUAAAUCUACAGCUGUUGAUGCACAAGACCAGCCUGACCAGAAGCAUUUGCCCAGUUUGAAAAGUCCUCAACAGAGAUCAAAAAGCACAGAAGACCCAGGUGGUAGUGCAUUAAGUUUGGUAAUAGUGCCCCCAGCAGAGAGUUCGUCCAGCACCAAACAGAGUGUAGGAAGAACCGUUGGGGAAACUCAAGUUAAAACUGUGAUAUACGAGUCCAGUGAUCCAGAAUGGAAAACUGAUAGUACAAAGCCACAUUCUGAUUGCAAAUUCUCAAAAGAAACUGCCGAAAAGAAGGAACCUGACAAACAAAGUCAGGUUGCUCAAGACGUCACUCAAGGGCCAAAUGUUAAAAGGGACCCCAGUGUUUUAGAGGAAAAUUCAAAACCAGGAGUUGAAUGCAGCACUUCAGCUGGAACAGCAGUUGCAUCUGCACACAAGGCAGCUAGUCUACCAACUGGUCCACUCAAAACAAAGAUCUGGGAAAAGUUGCUGACAACAGCACAGAAGAAAGGAGACGUUUCCAAAGACACCCCAAAAGACUCGACCAAAAAGGAAGAAAAAGAAGAAACACCUCUUCAAGUUCAGCAAACUGACCAGCACAUAAAAACAGAAACUGAUGUAAAGAAAGAGUUUGAUAAAGAUCAACAGACGACAGAUGAGACUUGCUCUGGCCAAGGAACUGAAAGCUUAGAGAAGUCAAGCGAACAUCACGCUCAAGCCACAGAUGUGAAGGCUGUUGUGGUAACCAACACCCAGAUAACAGAAGCUGUGCACAAACCUGGUGAGUUGCUAGAAAAAAGCACCAGGAAGGCAAGUCACAAGAGUGAGAAAGGUGAUGCUGCCCAAGAAACCAGCACAAAGGAAGAACUGACAGAAAGUUCAUUGUCUGGAAAUCAGCAGGUGCCCCAGAAGGAUACCCUUGCUUCAGAAACCAAGAGGGAAGUAGUUCCUGAAACCCCAAAAGUCCCAUUAGUAAAUACACUUGGUAAACCAGCACCACCUGUUGCAAAAUCAAAAUUGAUUCCAAAUUUAAAAACACCUGUUACUGUUUCAGCUGCAAGUGAAACUCCAGCCUCUACAAGUUGGAGAAAAGAAACUGUUUUUAAGAUAGAGGAGAGUGAACCAGCUCUAGAAGAGGAAGGCAAGACUGGUGCCCCAUCUAAACAGGAAAAGUUAGGGGAACCUACCAAGGAACCUAAAAACGAUAGCACAGAUAUCCAGAGCCAUAAAAAAGAAACUGUUGAACCAGUUACUGAUAAGCCUGUUAAGGAAGAGCAGACUCUUACAGACACAACAGAUUCAGAGAAAAGAGAGCAGUCUGAUAAAGUUCAGACAAGCAAGAGCAAAUGGAAUAAAGCCUCCAAAGAAAGUCCAGAGCAGCAGGAAUCAGACCCAGAGAAGAAGCCAUUCUUAGAAUCACAACCUGACCCCACACCACCACCAGUUGCAAGCAGAUCACAGGCUGAUAGCAAGAGCUGGUUACAACCUGAUUCUAAAGUUGAACCUCUAGAAAAGACAACUAGUGUUGCAUCAACCAGGAUUUUGGAAGACAGAGGAAAGUUUAUCUCUUGCCCAGCUGAUAAAAAGGAUCAGCAGGUUACCCCAUCUGUAGAGAGCAAGGAACUGCCUACAGAUACCAGCUUAAAAGAAAUAGGAGAAGCAGAGAAAAAGGCAGAGAGUCAGCCAUUUGGCCUCAAUCUAAACAAAGUAAAUGUCUCAAGCAGUGAGAGAGAGAGAUCUCAGAGUGUAAUUAGUACAGAAGGAAGGUGUAAUGAAAUACCUGUGUCAAGCCAACACAGAUUUUUAGCAUUUGAAACUCCUAAGAAAGAAGGAACUAAUGUGAGAGAGCUAACAAGUAUUGAGAAAGAUCGCACACAUCAAGAUACGACUGCAAGUCCAAAGGAUCCAUCUGUUACAAGUUUAACUACUGAAUAUAAAGAAGAUCCAACUACAUCCAGUAAAGUAACAUCUUGUGAAACAGAUUCAGUUACAAAAGUCAAAGUAGAGGAUAGGAAAAAAGAACUAGUCUCAACUUCCAAUCAUACACAUACUGAGAGUGAACACUCGCUCCUAAAUAAAGUUUCAGGUGUGAAAGAUCUUCCAGUUUCUAGCGAAUUAAGGACUUCUGAAAACACUACAGUUUCUUCAAGUAAAGAUCUUCUAAAGAGAGAAGAACCAGUCCCAGCAGAGGAAGUUGAUCCCCCUAAGAGAGAAGAACCAGCUCCAGCAGAUAAAAGUGAUCCACAUCUGACAAGCAAAGUAGUAAGCAGCAAGAAAGAACUAGCACUAUCAAGCAAACUUUCAGUAAUCAAAGCUGCAAGUAGUGGGAAAGAUCCAUCAUCUAUAAUAGAAGUUUCAUCUUGUGUGACAGAUUUCACUACUGAAGAGUCCAAAAGUGAAAAGAAAACAACCCUCACUUCAGAAGUUUCUUUUGAGAAAGACCCAACUACAACAUUUGCCAGUUUGAGUAGUGAGAAAGAAUCGCCUCUGACAGGCAACGUUUCCAGCAGGGAGAGACAGCCAGAAGUUUUUACUAGUGAUGGAAAAACUUAUGUUGCAACAGAAGUUUUAAGUCAAGAGGAAAAAACAUCUGUCUUGUCAGAAGUUUCUGUUGAAAAGAAAGAGCGUGCUUUCACAGGUGAACCCCAGAUCUGUAAGAAAGAACCACCAGUUAUACCAGAAGGCCUUAGCAGUGAGAAAGAACCAUCAGCGACAUCUGAAAUUCACAGUACAGUUCUCAGUCAGGAUAAGAAGACCACUGUCACAUGUGAAGUUUCCAGUGAUCAGAAAGAAUCACUCCCCACAACUGACAUUUCCAGCGGUGAAAAAGGACCAGAAAUCACAUCAGCUGUUCCUAAGAGUGAGAAAGAGCCAUCUGUAACACCAGAAUUUAUCACUAGAGAAGAAAAACCAACACACGCACCUGAAGUUCCCACUGUUGAGAAAGAACCAGCUGAAACCUUUAAAACUUUCAGUAGCAAGGAAGAACCAGCUGACAAACUUGAAGUUCCCAGUAAUAAGAAAGAAUUAACUGGAACUGAAACUCCAAGUAAUGAGAAAGAAUUGACUGUUGCAACUGAGGCUCCUAUUAGUGAGCAAGAAUUAGCCACAAAAUCUAAAGCUACCACUAGUGAGAAAGAACCAUUUGUAAAAUUACAACCAGCUGUAAAAUCUAAAGCCUCUACCAGUGAGAAAGAACCAGCUGUAGAAUCAAAAGCUGCCAAAAGUGAAAAAGAAUCACCAGGUGAGAAAGAACCAGUUGUAAAAUCGAAGACUACCACUAGUGAGAAAGAGCCAUCAGUAAAAUCUGAGGCCUUUGCUAGUGAGAAAGAAACAGCAGUACAAGUGCAAGAAUCCCCAAGUGACAAAGAACCAGCUGUAGAAUUGAAAACUGCCUCUAGUGAGAAAGAACCAUCUGUAAAAGUUGAGGCUUCAACUAGUGAGGAAGAACCAUCAGUAAAAUCUGAGGCCUUUGCUAGUGAGAAAGAAACAGCAGUACAAGUGCAAGAAUCCCCAAGUGACAAAGAACCAGCUGUAGAAUUGAAAGCUGCCUCUAGUGAGAAACAGCCAUCUGUAAAAGCUGAGGCCUCAACUAGUGAGGAAGAACCAAGUGAAAAAGAACCAGUGGUAGAAUCAAAAGCUUCUUCAAGUGAAAAGGAGCUAGUGACUAAGAAAGAGCCAGCUGUCACAUCGGAAGUUCCCAGCAGCGAGAAAGAGCCACAUUCUGUAAUCACAUCUGAGAACACUCCAAAAGAACUUCUCACCGAUAAGGAAGAUCCAACUGCAACCUGUAAAUCAUUCAGCAAUAAGGAAGAAUCAGCUGAAGACAGUAAAAAGAAGGAACAAAGCGAAACUGAUGCACUGAGUAGAGAGGGGGAUUUGGCUGAAACAACCAAAGCUCCCAUUAGCAAGCAAGAACCAGCUGUUAAAUUAGAAGCUUCCCAAAGCCAGAAAGAACCAGCUAUAGAAUCAAAAGCUUCUGCUAGCAAAAAAGAACCAGUAACCAAGAAAGAAGAAACUGUCACAUCAGAAGUUCCCAAUAGUGAGAAAGAACCACUUCCUGUGAGUACAUCUGAGAACGCUCCAAAAAAAUCUGUGGUCACAGGGGAAGUUAUAGUCUGUCCACCUCCAGACUCUCAAAUUAGUUUUACAGAACCAGAAGCAUCUAGUAUUGUUUUUGGUCUAAAGGCAGAAAGUGCAAAGGAAUCAAAGGAACCAAAGGAACCACAAGAAGUUCCAGGAGCAGAGACAGACCCUAAAAAGACCAGUGUUGAGGAAGUUACGCCCAUCUGUUCUGAGAGUGGUGCUGAACCUUCAAAACGGGAAGGAAACGGUCAAACUGCGUCAGAAGGUUUGCCCCUCCCACCUGUCCCAGGCUCUUUGAACCAGUCUUCUAAAGUUCCACUAAGCGAGACCAAGUCUUUUUUAGAACCAGAGGUUGCAGGUGAUUCCAAACAGUCUGACUUGCAAGAUAAGGCUUCAGUUUGCCACAAAUCUGUACCAGGUGAGCAAGUAGUCACAUCACAAGAGGAAGGCUCAUCUGUUGUGGUUGUAGAUAAUCAUAAAGAAAAGGAAUCAAAAGAAGACCCUGUAGAGUGUCACAAAGAGCUCUCCAUCAAAGUAGACGUACCAUCACAAGACCUGAAAUCUUUAAAUAACCUCAAAGAUCCUUACACUGAAUCAAAGGUUCCAAAUUGCCAGAGAGUCUUAUCUUCUAGCCAGGAAGAUUUGUUUUGUGGUAUUGAGAAAUUGAAAGUCCAUGAAAAAACAUUAGGAGAGUCUACAGCUGUACAAGAUAAACAGCAGAUUUCAACUGUAGAUUCACUCACUUCAAAGUCAGUUGACAAACCGCAAACUGAGUCCAAAGUUUCAUGGCAAGCGAGUGCUGAGGAGGAUUCUCUUGAAAUUACUAAGGCAUCCAAAGCAUUAGAAUCAAAACUUCCCACGGAAAUAACCAGUGUGAAAGAAGCUACUUCUGUUGUAGGAUCACAAAGCCAAGACAUUUGUAAAAAAGAAUCAGGUGUUGAAGAGAACCUAUCUCGUGUUGAAAAACUACAAGCUCUUAAGUCAGUUACUGAUACGAGCUCAGAAAUUGAACUUGGCAUCAGUUUGGUCUCAAUUUCAAAACAAAAAGAGUGUAAAGACUUACCUUUACCACCAGAAGAUAAAUUAGAAAAAGGAGAUACUGGGGAAUUGAAACCAAGUCCAGUAGAAAAAGAUUGUCUCAAUUUCUACAAGAAUAUAACCAGUGAAAAGAGUUCAUUAUCAAAGAAAAGUGAAUUGCAUCAGGGUGACAAACUUGACCAUUCAGUUACAGAAGAGGAAGUGCUAUCUCUAAAGAGUGAAAGUGUUGAUUCCAUUUUCUCAGAAAAGGGAGAGGCUACUUCGACUCAAGAGAAAGACAGUGAGUCAAAAGACUUGUAUCCAGAAGAGAAGAAACUACAUGAUUCAGAAAUCGGAAAUCCUGUUGUAGCAGAACAGUCAAAAGCUGUACCUGCUGAGCAGCAGAACUCCCAGUUUGACAUUAGAUUAUUAGCAGUCCUUCCUGAGACAUCGGAACAGAAGUAUCAAGAUUUAGGCAGUGAUAUUCACAGACCUUCCCUCACACUUACCACAACUCUUGAUAAAGUCAGCAAACACGAGAGUGGUUCAGUACCAUCACCUCAUCCAGAUAUUCACAAAGAUAAACUUCUAGAGCAAGGAGAGUUAGGUAAUCCCUUGGAAUUAGGUACUGAUAAAAAAGUAGAUAAUCUACAUUCAUCUGAAAGUACAGUUUAUGAUCAGAAAGACUAUAACUGUUCUCUCAGUUUUGUCAAGAACCCAACUGAAAGUAUCACAAAGGACUUAGACACUCCAUUGAAUGAUACACCAACUUGUGAGACUAAAUCUUUGAGUAUAUCAGCAGCACCAUCUUAUCACACUGAUUGUACAAGUGGAAAUUCUCCCGUAUCAGAGCCCAAUCCCUUUGUCAAGAGGACAGAUACAUCAGACCGUAUCAUUAACUCGCGUGCACUAGAUAAGAAAGGGCGCUCUACUUCAAAAGAUACCUCAUCAUCUGGUGUUCCAUAUCUAGCAUCAAAACCAGCAUCUGGAGAUUCUAAGAAACAAAAGGCUCCUGUGGGAAGUGAUGAGGCAGCUCCUGCAAAUUUAGUAAGGAGUAGGACCAGUGAACAAGUUGAAGAAACUGACUCUGAAUCUGAAGAGCAGACAUCGGGCACUGGAAGUGAUUCGGAUUCGUCAGCAUCAGAGAGUGUAAAGAUGGCUCGCAGAAGAAAGACAGAGGCCACUGCUGAGGCUGAUCUGGAGACAAGCUCCCGCAGCUCGAGGAGAAGCAAGAGGGUGAGUGAGGCAGCUGCGGCAGCAGCUGAAGAGAACAGUACUGACAGCCCACAGGAGGCUGAGGAAGUGCAGCGAAUGUCACAGAGCAGCUCUCGAAGUUUGAGCAAGAAGGACAGCAGUAAUGGGGACAUGCAGGAGGAGGAGAGUACCAGAGUUAGCAGAUCUCGGCGCAGCUCCAGGAGCAGAAGCGUUGACAAGGACAAGGUGGCAGACAGUGAAGGAGCAAAAACUAGAGGCCGGCACGCGCGAGGUGAGAGCAUGGAGCAGGAAGAGCGAGAGGAGCAGGAGCAGGCAGUGACUACAUCCAGGAGGAGGAGGAAAAGUGGCAGUGUAGAGAAGGAUGCUCCGAAGACCCCCUUGAGAAGGUCGCGCCGCAUGUCACGAGGUGGAAGCACAGAACCAGAGGAAGUGGAAGAUCCAGCUGAGGUGAAAUUGGUUGAUGGUGCACCCAAGAAGUUGGAGGACAUCCAGGAGUUGAAUGAAAGCUGCAGUGAGACACCCAAAAAAUCAGCUGAGGCCAAGGAGCCCUGUGAGAAUUCAAGGGUGGAGUCCCCAGUGAAGGAAGAAAAUGAAACUUCAACCAAGGACAGUUUAAGUAAAGCUCCAAAUACAGCAAAACCCAAACAAGACACAAAGGAGAAGGAAGAAGAUGCUGAUGUUUUGGAGAAAAAAGAGGACAGUACUAAAACUGAAGAAGCUUCUGCAGAGGAAUCCCCAAAGAAGUCACAAGAUGAUUCUCUCAAUAAAUCACUUGAGAAGUCACCAAGGAAGUCGCAAGAUGAUGACCCACACAAGAAGUCUCGUUCAGAGUCAUCUAAGAAGUCCAAGGAAGAGAAUCUGAAACACAGAGACGAAUCCUCCAGCAAAGACCGAGAUGAGAGCUCUGAUGAAGAAGCAUCAGGGAAAGGCCCACAUGAGAGAAGCUUGAGAGAGUCAGAUGAACACAAUAGGAAGAGAAGCCUCAGUGGUAGAAGUGGUAAUGAGGAAGAAGAGGUUGAGGACGAUGGCAAAAAUUCCACAAACGACAAGAAGGAAAGCUCAGCGUCUCGGCCCCGACUGCAGAGGAACGAGGUCAAAAUGCUGGAGGUAAAGGCCGAACAACAGGAGAAGAGCCGCAAGGACAGGUCACGCUCCAACAGCAGAUCAUCACAUAGCUCCUCAAGAUCACCCUCACCAAAGAAGGCUAAGCAGGAACAGCCCAAGCCAAACAGCCGCAGAGACUCAGCAAGUGGAGACGAAAGGGAAGACAGAAGACGUAGCACUGACAAGAGGCGAGACUCCUCAAGCAGGAGUAGACGUGAUUCUGAGACUUCUAAAGAUGCAUCGAGACCAAAGCUCAACAGGAAUGAGGUGAAGGUUCCAGAGGCAAAGGGGGGUAAGACGGAGAGGAAGAGCAGGAAGGAUCGCUCGCCCUCAGAAAGCAGAUCAUCCAGUGACUCUUCCCGGUCCCCUGUCCAUAAGAAGCAUAAGAAGCGUUCCUCCUCUUCUUCUUCCUCUAGUUCCUCAAGCAACUCCUCCCGCUCAAGAUCAGGCUCUGGUCACCGCAAGAGGUUUGGCAGUGCAAGCAAGAAGAAGCCGGAAGUUGAUUCAUCAAGGUCUUCCCCGAGCAAGAGGCAAUUCCUUGCUUCCCCUGACCGUUCCAGAGCGAAGGAUAACGGUGAGGAGGCUAAGGGACGACAUGCACCUGUGCCAGAGAAGAGGAGUCGCCAUUCACGCUCUCGGUCAAGAUCUCCCAAAACCAAGACCCACAAGCAAGAUGGAAGCUCCUAUGAAUCCAAAAAGGACAGCAAGUGGUCUGACAGCAGAAGGGACAGCCAGAACUCUGACAGGAGACAACAAGAGGAGGAGGAGAAGGAGAACAAGGAAACAAAGCCUAUGAUAGAUUAUUCCUCUUUCAAGUCAGUGAGGAAAGUAAGCUUAUCUCGAGGCAAGUCAAGAGAUGAAGAAGCUGAAAAAGACGCAGACAAACCAAAGAAAAGGAAAUGGGGUAAUUCUUCCUCAAGGAAAAUGUCAGUUGAUAUUUCCUCCGCUUCUCUUAAGACCAUUAUCCCUGAUGUGAAGCCCCUCCUGCCCUCGGAACUGCACAUGGGUGAGGACUCGGAACCCGAGUCUGGAGAGGCAAGUGAUGCCGAGGGACCUGAGCCACCUCCCAGCCUAGGUCAGGAGGCCAAGGAAGAGUUAAUGGAGGAGGGCGAGGAGGCCAGACCCCGGCGUGAGGUGCGGGAAGUGUCCCCGGUGGCAGUCAAACAGAGGAAGAGAUCCAAGUCGCCCGAGGAGAAAGCCAUGAGAAAGAUCAGGAUGUAUGAAGGGCCUCCUGUAAGCAAGCCAGCCAUUCCCCCCGCACGAAACCCACCUUCCAGAGUAGUGUUCAUUCAGCACCUAGUCCGGCCGUUCACCAUCAACCAGCUGCGCGAGUUGCUGCAGAGAACGGGUCGAUUAGUGGAUAAUGGCUUCUGGAUUGACAAUAUCAAGUCCAAGUGCUUGGCAAUGUAUGAGAAUGAGGAUCAAGCUCAAGAAACCCGUGUUGCUCUGCAUGGUGUUAAAUGGCCAAUGUCGAACCCAAAGAAUUUGUUUGUUGAUUUUGCCACUGAGGAGGAGAUGAAAAAGAGGCUGGAGGAGAAUGCCCCUCCUCCCCAGAAGGCUGUAGAAGAGAAACGAGAUGAUAAAUGGAAACGUGAAGGGCCAGUGCGUGAGUGGGACUUGGCGAAGAUAGGAGAGCGUUCGCCAGGGGAGAGGGAGCGGGAACGCGAGAGGCUGAGAAGAGAGAGGGAGGAGGAGAGAAUGAGAGAACGCCGCAAGAGCCAGAGUCCAAGCGGUGCUGAAGGCGAGAAACAGAAAAAGAAACCAGAGGAACCUCCCGCCAAGCUGCUGGAUGAUUUGUUCCGCAAAACAAAGGCACAGCCAGCUAUAUACUGGCUGCCACUGACCACCGAACAGAUUGCCGAGAAAGAGGCGCAGCGACGCCAGAAGAUGGCUGAGGUGGAGCGUCUUCAGGCCGAGAUGAAAGCAGCUAAGGAGAAGGAGAACGAAGAAUGGGAGAAAAUCCGAGCUGAGAGAAAGAAGGAACGCGAAAAGGAACGAGAGAAGGAGAGGGAGCGGGAGAAAGAGCGCGAGAAGGAGAGAGAGCGGGAGAGAGAGAAGGAGAAGGAGAAGAAUGCUCGCAAGUCCCGCUCAAGGUCAAGGUCCCGGAGGAGGAGCCGUUCCUCAAGAAGAUCGCCACGGAGGUCACCGAGGAGGUCACCCCGUAGGUCCCCAAGAAGGUCACCCAGACGCUCGCCCAAAAGGUCACCGAGAAGGUCGGCAGGGAAGUCUCCUCGAAGAUCACCACAGCGUUCCCGGCGGUCCGCCAGCAGGGAGUCGCGACGAUCUCGCAGGAGGAGCCGCAGCCGUUCAAGAUCCCGCACUUGAUUCCAUGAAGGCAUUUUGAUGAGGGGAGCUCACAACCAUGCGAAGGAAACAUGAAAGAGAGAGAGAGCUUGGAAAAACAUGUAAACGAAUCCAUAUGCAACAAGAGGAGGAGGAGGACAAGCUACCACUACAACUGAUUGCUGGGCCCCAUCGGCCCACACCUCCCUAGAAGCAGUACUGUACUAAAACAAAAGAGGCUUCAACACGCCAGCUUCGACGCACCAGUCCUCUACCACCUACAAGGUUAUUGUUACACAUGUGUGCUGCCUCCCCCUCCUCACCUCACGCCUCUCAUAUCCUUCUUGCAUCCUUCAGACUUUCAUCACUUCCCUCCCCCCCACCACCUCAUCCCCCCUUUUCUGCAGGUUUUCACCACGCAGUGCUCUUCUGGUGUUAGGAUUAGGUUUAUUUAUGCUGUCCAAGGUUUGAUUGAGAGAUUCUGAAGUGAGUCAAGAAUAAGUAGAAGAAUGUCCAGAAGGUAUUCUGAAUUUUUUUUAAGAGCCGACUUCUCUAAUUUUCUUUGUCUGUGUUUGCAAUGCAUUCACAUCAUUGCUUUGUACCAAAUGGUAAGUAUUUAAUUUCGUUCAUUUUGCCUUGAAUAGUCAUUAGAUUAGCUUAAGAGUAGGUGAAGCUUAUUUUUAUUUUAUUUACAUAUCAGAAGAGCAUUGGGUGGUAAGGGAAGUGUUGAAAGCGUUAUGGGUGACGAGAGAGCUCCUGCGCUGUGAGAUUCACCGAUGACUCGUCAGGGUACCAGCGGGAACUACGAUGAUCACCAGUACUGACCAGCGUUUGUCCUAUAGCUUCCUCAUGGAAUGCCGUUCGCGAAGCUGUACAGCUUUUCAAAAUGCCUCAAGAGGCCCAAAACUAAAGGGAAAUGACAGUUGUUUCCAUCCCUCGACAACCAAAUUAAUAAUGGACCGUACCUGCGGGUACUCUAAAACAUGAAUUGACAAAUUGAAGUGUUUUAUCCCUCUUGCGGAUCACGAUGAAGAGACAACACAGCAAUGAUGAAAUCAAGGCUUGAGUGGCUUGAAGUGAAACGGUGAUAGUGAAUCGUUGAAGUGUGUCCGAGUUUUUUAAAGAUGCAGACAAAAAAGUGAUAUAGAAAAUCUGGGUUUACCGACUUGUAUCAAUUAAUUAUUGCACUUGAUCAUGGGAGAACAUAUCCAAGCACCAAGUGCCUGGAACAAACAGUGAUGCAGUGCCGUGCAUUGGUGACUGACUGAAGGGUGAACGACCCUCUCCCCUCUGAUUGUAUGGAGUACAAAAAAUUUUAGUGAUGUGUAAACCCAGGUGGAUAAGGAGAUGGACAUCUAUGGAGAUGCAUGAUGCUCUCCAAGUGUGUGAACCACAUAUAAAAGUUAACACGUGCUGAUUUAUGUAGGUCUACGGAUAUAUACAUUAUACAGAUAAAAUUUUUCAGUUUAGAGUAUUUUGAUGUUACAUUUUCAAGUGAAUUUAUGCACUUUAGGUUUUUAUUGUUUGAGAGAGAUCUAAAGAUUUCUUCAGUUGUGAUGACUUGUGGAUGAUUGUUUAUAAUGGAAUAAAGUAACACCCUUAC
Messenger RNA from Penaeus vannamei (Pacific white shrimp), 13314 nucleotides. Its product is annotated as microtubule-associated protein futsch. Gene Ontology annotation, cellular component: precatalytic spliceosome; ASAP complex. The record is from RefSeq and is a predicted model, not a curated record. Gene Ontology annotation, molecular function: RNA binding. Gene Ontology annotation, biological process: RNA splicing. NCBI's taxonomy places the organism in Eukaryota, Metazoa, Arthropoda, Malacostraca, Decapoda, Penaeidae.